GACCAGGGCGAGGCGAAGGAUGGGAAUGAUGGCGUCUGCGGGAAUGGGACUACGGCGGCUCCUGGCGGCCGGUUCGAAAGUGAGCAGGAAGCGAGUGACCACUUCUCUCCUCCCUGUAGCUUUUCCCAGACUUCAUUAUCAUGUGACACAACCUUGCAGCUACAUACCCCGGAGAGCUGUUCUCUAUGUGCCUGCAGAUGAUGUAAGAAAGAUACAGAAGAUUCCAACUCUCAACGUUGAUUGUGCAGUGCUAGAUUGUGAAGAUGGUGUUGCUCUAAAUAGAAAGGAAGAAGCUAGAAUAAAAACUGUGGAAGCCCUUGAGAACUUUGACUUUGGUCAGACGGAGAAGUGUGUUAGGAUCAAUUCAGUGUCUAGUGGUCUUGCAGAAGAAGAUAUGAAGGUCAUUUUGAAAUCCAAGAUUCUUCCUACUAGCCUGAUGCUCCCGAAGGUUGACAGCGUAGAAGAAAUAAAAUGGUUUAUAGAGAAAUGUGCAUGGCACUUACAAGGCCGAACACUCAUAGAGCCGAUCAAUUUCAUUCCUUUUGUGGAAACUGCAAUGGGUUUGCUCAAUUUUAAGGCUGUUUGUGAAGAAAUUCUGAGAAGAGAACCACAGGUUGGCCUUCAUUUAGACGCUGUGGUAUUUGGAGGCGAGGAUUUUCGUGCCAGUAUAGGUUCAACAAGUAGUAAAGACACUCAUGAUAUUCUUUACGCACGGCAAAAAAUUAUUGUCACAGCAAAGGCUUUUGGUUUGCAAGCCAUAGACCUUGUCUUUAUAGACUUCCAGGAUGAUGAUGGUCUACGUAAGCAAUCAAAAGAGGGUGCCUCAAUGGGUUUUACUGGUAAGCAGGUGAUCCACCCUAAUCAAGUUGCCAUUGUCCAGGAACAAUUCUCCCCAAGCCUUGAAAAAAUAAAGUGGGCACAGGAACUGAUUACAGCUUUUGAAGAACAUCAGCAUGUAGGAAAGGGUGCCUUCACAUUUCAUGGCAGCAUGAUAGACAUGCCAUUACUGAAACAGGCCCAAAAUAUUCUUACACUUGCUACUGCCAUCAAGAAAAAAUAAGCUGCUAAAUAAACUUUUCCCGAAGAGUGAUUCCAGGAGCUGCUUCAAGAAAAAUUACAUAAUACCGAGAGAAAGAAUAGUGCAAUGCUUCAUAUUUCAAUUGAAUUCAGAAUACACGUCAAACAACUUUGGUCUACUUUUUGUACUGAAUGAAAAUGCUAAGAUUGGAGCCUGUUUCCUAUGACAAGUGAGUUGUGACAGACCUGAAAGCAAAACUGUUUCCUUUGGAAAAGCGACCAAUUAAAAUCAAUCAGUGAUGUGGA
Molecule: messenger RNA, 1323 nt
Organism: Protobothrops mucrosquamatus (brown spotted pit viper)
Lineage: Eukaryota; Metazoa; Chordata; Lepidosauria; Squamata; Viperidae
Gene: CLYBL
Product: citrate lyase beta like
Exons: 8
Coding region: 20-1060 (346 amino acids)
Biological process (GO): regulation of cobalamin catabolic process
Molecular function (GO): (S)-citramalyl-CoA lyase activity
Source: RefSeq, a predicted model, not a curated record